AUGGUCAAGAUCAGAUGAAAAAAUAACUUCCACGAUAGCGACUCAGAUUCAAAUCUCUGCUAUCGAUCCAAAACGAUUCCAAAAAAAUCAAAAUCCGUGUCAUCAGGCUCUAAAAAUAUCACAGACCGUGAUUUGAUUGAUUCAACUUACCACACUAUUGCUGGGGAUAUACAAAACGGAAAAGCACUGAUUGAGAAGCUUGAGCACUCUUCAUGACAGCACCUUGAUGGUCCCCACCCAUCAGGCUCCUAUCAAAAAUGCCCGAUUUGUCUUGACACAUACGAUUCUGUUGAAAAAAUGCCCAUUUGCCUGCCAUGUGGCCACACAUUCUGCCGAAUUUGCGUGAGUAAAAUCUUAUCUUAUCUUAUUAUCAUUAACGUUUAACAUCCACUACGGGGUAGCCGUUUCCAGAGCUUUCACCAUAUUUGUACACGUGUCGGGCCCGUGGACCUAGAUCGAUCCCUUUUGUUGCUCCAGGGCACGCGCAAAUAAGGUGUUCCGGCUUCGACGGGCUUUGCUGUCGCCACGACUUUUAUUCGACUCAGCUCCUGCGCGUGUUCCGCCUAAGGGUCCACCUCCUUCGGGUGUGCUGAGGGGGUAAAAACUCAAGGUCUUGAACGCACUGAGGAGCAGUUCCUUUGGUUAUCCCCAAACGUUAAACUACUAUUGCUUGCAGAAGUUCUCGAGGUAAAAACUCAACCCCAUAAAUAAAAUUGCUUGAGUGAGAGAAAGUUAGCAGAGCUAACUUCGCUUGAGCGAAAGCCAUUUUAUUUAUGCGUGAGUAAAAUCAAAGUGAGUAUAGGCAUGAGCCAAUGUCCGUAUGACAGAAAAGAAUUCAACUCUUUUAUGGAAUUUCUGCCCAUAAACUGAGCACUAAUCCAAGAAAAAGAACGCUGCCCUGAGCAUGGCCUGUAUAUAAUUGGCUUUUGUCAAGAACACAUAAAACUCCUAUGCGGGAAAUGUCUUUUUGAGCACAAGGAGCACUCAUGUAUGGACCUGGAGUCCGAGCAGGUUUCUAAUCUGGUGUCUCAAAAAAUGGACCAUUAGCAUUACUUACUCCCCCCUUCGUGAAUGAACAAAACCAUUAGAAAAAUCGCUAUUUUUUGACCAAAAAAACCCACCUCCGUGAGUGAAACAAAAUUUUUUUUUAAUAGAAAAUUGUUUUAUGGAAAAAAAUUUGAUAUAUAAAUGAUAAUUAGUAUAAUGAAAUCUAGAGCUAAUUCUGUUUAAUUUUAAACGAAUUGCUUUUAAAAACAUAAAUUUUAUAAUUAAAUUAAUAUUUGCUUUCCAAUUUUUGCGAAUUAGGAUUUUUUUAAAUUUCGAAAAAAAAUUUUUUUUAUAAAAUUUAAAUAUAAAUUUUUUUAAAAAAAAAAAUUAACCCCCUCCGUGAGUGAACAAAAUUUUUUUGUUCAUUCACGGAGGGGGGGAGUUAGAGUGUUUAACGUGCUUUUCCAGCUCCGUAGGGUGAUUUAAUAAAGCCACAAGGGCUCACCCCAUUAGAGACCAAUUGAUGAUGUCACCGGGCAUUUCCGACGUCAUCCUUUUUAUCGAGUCGACGGACCAUUCUAACAAGUGACGGCCAAUUGGCUGCCACAUCUCACGGGCUGCGUUGCCUUGCUAAAAAAACUUGACUCCUGCGCGUUUUGCCGCCUAUGGAUCUCCUUCCUCGGGAGUGUCAAGCAGUAAAACCCUAUGCCCACCAAGCAUCCAAGGAUCAGGCGAGGAGGCUGUGCAUCCCUCCCCAUUGCUUACCUGAUAUAGCUAGAUAAGGUUCCACUGGGAAAACUGAACCCUAUAAUAAUAAAAUUGCCAAAAGGAAAGAAAAUUCUUCCAAGAAGAAUUUUCUAGACGACACCAUUUUAUUAUUAUUCUCAAAAAAUGGAUCAAAUCAGCAAAAUUGAGGUGAAAUUGGAAGAGCAGAUCAAUGUCUGGACAAGUGCUUAUGAAAUGAUUAACCAAUAUGUUCAUCAUAUAGACGAAGCUUUGAUGAGCAAUUCUAUUGAGCUCGCUGAAAGAGAACUGAUAGAAAUGAUUCAAAAGAACGCUGAGGAAUUCAGGAGGAAAACGGCAGAGUUUCAGCAGUUUGUUAGUGUAGAGCUGAGAGAGUCAAUGAAUAAUAUAGUUGGAGGGCUCCAAAAGCAUUUAAAUGUUGUGAAAGAGGUGAAGAGGAAAUUUGAAAACAUGGACACAGGGGAGAAAUUAAUGAUGAAUUUAGAAUAUAAUUUACCGUUUGGUGAAGAGCCAAAAUCUGUGAAGAGGCUUAAGAAAUUGUGCAAGAUGAUAGAUAAGCCAGCUUAUCUUGAGAGGUGACUCAUGUAUGGAAUAUCGUCAGCUGAUGAAUAA
Molecule: messenger RNA, 2343 nt
Organism: Blepharisma stoltei
Lineage: Eukaryota; Ciliophora; Heterotrichea; Heterotrichida; Blepharismidae
Source: the annotation of a GenBank genome assembly